Messenger RNA from Xenopus tropicalis (tropical clawed frog), 3609 nucleotides. RefSeq names its product excision repair cross-complementation group 3 (gene ercc3). Gene Ontology annotation, cellular component: nucleus. Gene Ontology annotation, molecular function: DNA helicase activity; hydrolase activity; DNA binding. Gene Ontology annotation, biological process: transcription initiation at RNA polymerase II promoter; nucleotide-excision repair. Lineage: Eukaryota; Metazoa; Chordata; Amphibia; Anura; Pipidae. The record is from RefSeq and is marked provisional.
CGUUUCCCCAAUAACGUAUGGAUCUUCCCCUGAAUGGCGACGGUGCCGGUGUCGAUUUAAAUAACAGUUAUUUACCCGGCAGCAUUCAGAGCCGUUCCUUCCCGGCAAUUUGCCUCUGGCUCCCGGGUAAUUUGCCGGCACAAAGAGCGGAGAAGCGUCGGGCGCCGGCAGCGGGAAUCUGUUUCGGCUUUUGAGAAAAGGAGGAAAAGUUCAGACUUGUAAACGUUAAAUCCAAGAUCUGAAACAGGGACCCCCAGAGAGAGAGCGUGACGCCUCCUGCCCAACGCCGCUAACGGGGGCCGCCUGGCUGCCAUUUUAUCAGUCCAGAUGGCAGAAAUGAUACUCGGUGCCAAUGGUAUACAGCACUGCCAGCCCUCGUUAGCAAACGUGCGCACCGGAAGUGGGGAAGAAGCAGCAGAAGAAGCAGCCGGAAGGUGUUGCUGCCAGGGAACCUGCGAUGGGCAAGAGGGAUAAGGCGGACAGAGGAGACAAAAAGAAGUUCAAGCGGCGUCACUAUGAGGAAGAGGAUGAAGAGGAAGAGGAGGUGCCCGGGGGCGAAUACCAGGAAGCCGUUCCUUCUGCCGCGGGAAAGCAAGUGGACGAAGCCGGCACAAAGCAGGAUGAGUACGGAGCCAAAGACUAUCGCCUGCAGAUGCCUCUGAAAAUGGAUCAUUCCUCUCGCCCCCUGUGGGUGGCACCCGACGGGCACAUCUUCCUAGAAGCCUUCUCGCCAGUGUACAAGUACGCUCAGGAUUUCCUGGUGGCCAUAUCGGAACCCGUGUGCAGACCCUCCCACACCCACGAAUACAAACUCACGGCUUAUUCGCUGUACGCGGCCGUUAGUGUCGGGCUGCAAACGAGCGACAUUGUCGAGUAUCUGCAGAAACUGAGCAAAACCGGGGUCCCUGAAGGGAUUGUACAGUUCAUUAAGCUCUGCACUGUCAGCUACGGGAAAGUGAAGCUGGUCCUGAAACACAACAGGUACUUUGUGGAGAGCACCCACCCAGAAGUCAUCCAAGAGCUGCUUCAAGAUUCUGUCAUCCGAGGCUGUCGGCUGCGAGACGCAGAGGGAAAUGAAACUGACCUCAUCACUGAGACCUUUCUGAGCAAAUCUGCAAUAUCCAAGGCAAGUGAAACAGCAGCCAGUGGACCUUCUACAUCCCAGGUCCCAGAGGGACAAGACAAAACAAACGUGCCGGCUGAUUUAUUUGAAUUUUAUGAACAGAUGGAUAAAGAGGAGGAGGAGGAAGAAGAGACCCAAACGGUUUCUUUUGAGGUCAAACAGGACAAUAUAGAAGAACUUCAGAAGCAGUGCAUACACUUGGAAUACCCUCUGCUGGCAGAGUACGACUUUAGGAACGACACAAUGAAUCCAGACAUUAAUAUUGAUUUAAAGCCUACAGCGGUGCUGCGGCCCUACCAGGAGAAGAGCCUGCGCAAAAUGUUCGGCAACGGGCGGGCAAGAUCUGGCGUCAUUGUGCUUCCUUGCGGGGCCGGCAAGUCCUUGGUCGGCGUCACCGCUGCCUGUACCGUUCGCAAAAGGUGCCUGGUUCUAGGUAACUCUGCCGUUUCUGUGGAGCAGUGGAAAGCCCAGUUCAAAAUGUGGUCAACCAUCGACGACAGUCAGAUAUGCCGCUUUACCUCAGACGCCAAGGACAAGCCCAUUGGCUGUUCCAUCGCCAUCAGCACGUACUCUAUGCUGGGGCACACCACCAAACGGUCGUGGGAAGCAGAGCGCGUCAUGGAGUGGCUAAAAAGUCAGGAGUGGGGGUUAAUGAUCCUCGAUGAAGUGCACACCAUACCGGCUAAAAUGUUCCGUAGAGUCCUGACCAUAGUCCAGGCGCACUGCAAGCUGGGACUCACUGCCACACUGGUACGAGAAGAUGACAAAAUUGUGGAUUUGAAUUUCCUGAUUGGUCCAAAACUGUACGAGGCCAACUGGAUGGAGCUUCAGAACAAUGGCUAUAUUGCCAAGGUGCAGUGUGCCGAGGUCUGGUGCCCCAUGUCUCCCGAGUUCUACAGAGAAUAUGUUGCCAUCAAGACAAAGAAGCGAAUUCUGUUGUACACUAUGAACCCAAAUAAAUUUCGGGCCUGCCAGUUCCUUAUUAAGUUCCAUGAAAGGAGGAAUGACAAGAUCAUUGUGUUUGCAGACAAUGUGUUUGCUCUCAAAGAGUAUGCCAUUCGGCUGAGCAAACCUUACAUUUACGGGCCCACAUCCCAGGGGGAGAGGAUGCACAUUCUGCAGAACUUCAAGCAUAACCCAAAGAUCAACACUAUCUUUAUAUCUAAGGUAGGGGACACGUCUUUCGAUCUGCCGGAAGCGAAUGUGCUGAUUCAGAUCUCAUCCCACGGUGGGUCGAGGAGGCAAGAAGCUCAGCGUCUUGGAAGAGUCUUAAGAGCAAAAAAGGGGAUGGUGGCGGAGGAAUACAACGCCUUCUUCUAUUCGCUGGUGUCCCAGGACACGCAGGAAAUGGCUUAUUCCACAAAACGACAGAGGUUCCUCGUGGACCAGGGUUACAGCUUUAAGGUGAUUACGAAGCUUGCGGGGAUGGAGGAAGAGGAUCUUGCAUUCUCCAACAAGGAGGAUCAACAGCAACUUCUGCAGAAAGUCCUGGCAGCCUCUGACCUUGAUGCUGAGGAGGAAGUGGUGGUCGGAGAAUUUGGAUCCAGGUCCACCAUGCAGGUGUCCAGACGCGUGGGGACCAUGAGCUCCAUGUCCGGAGCCGACGACGCGGUCUACAUGGAAUAUCACACGUCACGAAACAGGGGGGCGUCGAACAAACACGUGCACCCACUGUUCAAGCGCUUCCGAAAGUGAGAAGAAGCAGCUUCGGCUUUUCCAUAGCGCAAUAUGGAGUCAGGGCGGAGCCAAGGAGCGCGGACUUGUAUCUAUAUGUAUAAAGUACAUGCACAGAGCCGGCACCAGAGGAUUCUAUUGGCCAGUCCGGUAUUUCGCCCAAACUGCCACGUUUUGCUUUAUUUGUUGUUGCAAUCAGUUGAUGGACUGAUACGGUGCCUUUAUAGAGGAGGAGUUAACUUGUGUUAUGGCGGCUGCCAUGUUUGUGCUCACUCGGCACUUAAAGGGGAACUGUCAUGUAAAAAGCUGUAUAAUAUUCUUUACAAAUUAAACAUGAAACCCAAAUUAUUUUUUUCAUUAAAUCAUCCAGACCUGUUAUAAAUGUAUUUAAAAAUCUGAGCUGUCAAUCAUAUAUUGCCUGCCCCGCCUCUAUGCCUUCGGCAUAGAGGCGGGGCAGGCAAUAUAAGAUUGGCAGCUCAGAUUUUCAAUUACAAUCACUCCAACUUUCCAUUCAGCACUUCCUAGAUGGCAAAUGCAUAAGAUUUGGGGGGGGGGGGGGAUACAAAGCUUCCAUUAAUAACAGGGUACACAAAAUGGCGUCUCCCUGCUGGCUGUGACUGUAACUUCCAAGACUGAAGGGGAAACAAAUUAAAUCAUUUAUACAGUGUCAGUAAAGUUUAUUUUGUUCAACGAACAUGAUAGAAAGGGAUCUGGAUUUAUUUCUUAGGGUGACAGUUCCCCUUUAAUCAUAGGCUCAGCCUGGACAAGUGUUGCAUUUAAUAGACAUUUAAUAAAAUGGACUUUCAUUGGUG